Phacochoerus africanus (Common warthog) is the source of this 5337-nucleotide messenger RNA. RefSeq names its product tenascin N (gene TNN). Gene Ontology annotation, molecular function: protein binding. The transcript is spliced from 21 exons. Bases 137 to 4555 code for a protein of 1472 amino acids. The record is from RefSeq and is a predicted model, not a curated record. Lineage: Eukaryota; Metazoa; Chordata; Mammalia; Artiodactyla; Suidae.
GAGAGAAGAGAGUGAGGGACAGACAAGCACCAAGGUCUGUAGCCCAAGGGGCCCCGCUCCCAGGUGGCAGAAGUGCUGAAGGUGGACCAGCAGCCUCUGAGGCCUUCUGGAGUGUCUGCUCCCCGUAUCGCCGAGGAUGGGUCUCCAGGAGAUGUUCUGCUUCUUCCUGGCACUCCUGUUUGGCUCUGUGCUCUUGGUGGCCUCGGCCCCGGCCACUCUCGAGUCUCCUGGCUGCAGCAACAAGGAACAACAGGUCACUGUCAGCCAUACCUACAAGAUUGAUGUGCCCAAGUCUGCCCUGGUCCAGGUGGAGGCUGAUCCUCAGCCCCUCAGUGAUGAUGGGACCUCACUCCUGGCUCCAGGGGAAACUGAGGAACAGAAUAUCAUCUUCAGGCACAACAUCCGUCUGCAGACACCACAGAAGGACUGCGAGCUGGCAGGUAGUGUUCAGGACCUCCUGGCUCGGGUGAAGAAGCUGGAGGAAGAGAUGGCAGAGGUGAAGGAGCAGUGUAGUGCCCAGCGGUGCUGCCCACGAGCUGCUGGUCUGAGUCACCACUGCAGCGGCCAUGGGACUUUCUCCCCGGUCACCUGCAGCUGCCACUGCGAGCAGGGCUGGGAGGGCGCGGACUGCGAGCGGCCCGCCUGCCCCGGGGCGUGCAGCGGCCACGGGCAGUGCGUAGACGGCAGAUGCCUGUGUGAACAGCCCUACGUGGGGAUCGACUGCGCCUACCCCGCCUGCCCGGAGAACUGCAGCGGGCACGGCGCAUGCGUGCGCGGCGUCUGCCAGUGCCACGAGGACUUCACGUCGGAGGAUUGCAGCGAGCGCCGCUGCCCGGGUGACUGUAGCGGCAACGGCUUCUGCGACACGGGCGAGUGCUACUGCGAGGAGGGCUUCACCGGCCUCGACUGCUCCCAGGUGGUUGCCCCCCAAGGCUUGCAGUUGCUCAAGAGCACCGAGGAUUCCCUGCUGGUGAGCUGGGAGCCCUCCAGCCAGGUGGACCACUACAUCCUCAGCUACUAUCCCUUGGGGAAGGAGCGCUCUGUGAAGCAGAUCCAAGUGCCCAAGGAGCACCACAGCUAUGAAAUCCUCGGUUUACUGCCUGGAACCAAGUACAUUGUCACCCUGCGCAACGUGAAGAAAGAGAUUUCUAGCAGCCCACAGCACCUACUCGCCACCACAGAUCUUGCUGUGCUUGGCACCGCCUGGGUGACAGAUGAGACUGAGAACUCCCUCGACGUGGAGUGGGAGAACCCCUCAACGGAAGUGGAUUACUACAAGCUGCAGUAUGGCCCCCUGACAGGCCAAGAGGUGGCCGAGGUCACCGUGCCCAAGAGCAGUGACCCCAAGAGCCGAUAUGACAUCACAGGUCUGCAGCCGGGGACGGAGUAUAAGAUCACAGUUGUCCCCAUGAGGGGGGACCUCGAGGGCAAGCCAAUUCUCCUGAAUGGCAGGACAGAAAUCGAUAGUCCAACCAAUGUAGUCACUGAUCAAGUGACAGAAGACACAGCGGUGGUGUCCUGGGACCCAGUCCGGGCUGUCAUUGAUAAGUAUGUGGUGCGCUACAUCUCUGCUGAUGGGGAGACUAAGGACACAGCGGUACCCAAGGAGCAGAGCAGCACCGUCCUGACGGGUCUGAAGCCUGGAGAGGCUUAUGAAGUCUACGUGUGGGCCGAGAGGGGCAGCCAGGAAAGCAAGAAGGCCGACACCAACGCCCUCACAGAAAUCGAUAGCCCCAAAAACCUGGUGACCGACCUGGUGACAGAGAACACGGCCACCGUCUCCUGGGACCCGGUGCAGGCCGACAUCGACAGGUACCUGGUGCGCUACACCUCUGCUGACGGAGACACCAGGGAGGUGCCAGUGGGGAAGGAGCAGAGCAGCACCGUCCUGACGGGCCUGAAGCCGGGCGUGGAGUACACGGUCCACGUGUGGGCCCAGAAGGGGGACCGGGAGAGUGGGAAGGCUGACACCACAGCCCCGACAGAAAUUGACAGCCCCAAAAACCUGGUGACCAACCAGGUGACAGAGAACACAGCCACUGUCUCCUGGGACCCGGUGCAGGCCGACAUCGACAGGUACCUGGUGCGCUACACCUCUGCUGACGGAGACACCAGGGAGGUGCCAGUGGGGAAGGAGCAGAGCAGCACUGUCCUGACGGGCCUGAGGCCGGGCGUGGAGUACACGGUCCACGUGUGGGCCCAGAAGGGGGACCGGGAAAGCGGGAAGGCUGACACCAUGGCUCCGACAGACCUUGACAGCCCCAAAAACCUGGUAACCACCCAGGUGACAGAGAACACGGCCACCGUCUCCUGGGACCCGGUGCAGGCCGUCAUCGACAGGUACCUGGUGCGCUACACCUCUGCUGACGGAGACACCAGGGAGGUGCCAGUGGGGAAGGAGCAGAGCAGCACCGUCCUGACGGGCCUGAGGCCGGGCGUGGAGUACACGGUCCACGUGUGGGCCCAGAAGGGGGACCGGGAGAGCAGGAAGGCCGACACCACGGCCCCGACAGACCUUGACAGCCCCAAAAACCUGGUAACCACCCAGGUGACAGAGAACACGGCCACCGUCUCCUGGGACCCGGUGCAGGCCGUCAUCGACAGGUACCUGGUGCGCUACACCUCUGCUGACGGAGACACCAGGGAGGUGCCAGUGGGGAAGGAGCUGAGCAGCACCGUCCUGACGGGCCUGAGGCCGGGCGUGGAGUACACGGUCCACGUGUGGGCCCAGAAGGGGGACCGGGAGAGCAGGAAGGCCGACACCACGGCCCCGACAGACAUUGACACCCCCAAAAACCUGGUGACCACCCAGGUGACAGAGAACACGGCCACCGUCUCCUGGGACCUGGUGCAGGCCGUCAUCGACAGGUACCUGGUGCGCUACACCUCUGCUGACGGAGACACCAGGGAGGUGCCAGUGGGGAAGGAGCAGAGCAGCACCGUCCUGACGGGCCUGAGGCCGGGCGUGGAGUACACGGUCCAUGUGUGGGCCCAGAAGGGGGACCGGGAGAGCAGGAAGGCCGACACCACGGCCCCGACAGACAUUGACAGCCCCAAAAACCUGGUGACCACCCAGGUGACAGAGAACACGGCCACCGUCUCCUGGGACCCGGUGCAGGCCGACAUCGACAGGUACCUGGUGCGCUACACCUCUGCUGACGGAGACACCAGGGAGGUGCCAGUGGGGAAGGAGCAGAGCAGCACCGUCCUGACGGGCCUGAGGCCGGGCGUGGAGUACACGGUCCACGUGUGGGCCCAGAAGGGGGACCGGGAGAGCAAGAAGGCUGACACCAUGGCCCCGACAGAAAUUGACAGCCCCCAAAACCUGGUGACCACCCGGGUAACAGAGAACACGGCCACCGUCUCCUGGGACCCGGUGCAGGCCGACAUCGACAGGUACCUGGUGCGCUACACCUCUGCUGACGGAGACACCAGGGAGGUGCCAGUGGGGAAGGAGCAGAGCAGCACCGUCCUGACGGGCCUGAGGCCGGGCGUGGAGUACACGGUCCACGUGUGGGCCCAGAAGGGGGACCGGGAGAGCGGGAAGGCCGACACCACAGCCCUCACAGACAUUGACCCUCCCCAAAACCUUCGUCCGUCUUCUGUAACACAGUCUAGUGGGGUAUUGACCUGGAAACCCCCAUCUGCUCAGAUCGAUGGCUAUAUUCUGACCUACCAAUUCCCAGAUGGCACUGUCAAGGAGGUGCAGCUUGGACGAGGGGACCAGAGGUUUGAGUUGCAAGGCCUUGAGCAAGGUGUCACCCUACCUGUCUCCUUGGUUGCCUUUAAGGGUGAUCGCCGUAGCAGGAGUAUAUCCACCACCCUUUCCACAGUUGGUGCCCGUUUUCCACACCCUUCGGACUGCAGUCAAGUUCAGCAGAACAGCAACGUCGCCAGUGGCCUCUACACCAUCUACCUGCACGGGGACGCCAGCCGGCCCCUGCAGGUGUACUGUGACAUGGACACGGAUGGAGGUGGCUGGAUUGUCUUCCAGAGGCGGAACACCGGGCAGCUGGACUUCUUCAAGCGCUGGCGGACCUAUGUGGAAGGCUUCGGGGACCCCAUGAAGGAGUUCUGGCUUGGACUCGACAAGCUGCACAACCUCACCACGGGCACGCCCACCCGGUAUGAGGUGAGAGUGGACCUCCAGACGGCCAACGAAUCUGCCUUUGCCAUAUAUGACUUCUUCCAAGUGGCCUCCAGCAAGGAGCGGUACAGGCUCACGGUCGGGAAAUACCGAGGCACCGCAGGUGACGCGCUUACCUACCACAAUGGAUGGAAGUUUACAACCUUUGACAGAGACAACGAUAUCGCCCUCAGCAACUGUGCGCUGACGCAUCACGGUGGCUGGUGGUACAAGAACUGCCACUUGGCCAACCCCAAUGGCAGAUAUGGGGAGACCAAGCAUAGUGAGGGGGUGAAUUGGGAGCCCUGGAAAGGACACGAAUUCUCCAUUCCUUUUGUGGAGUUGAAGAUUCGCCCCCACGGCUACAGUGGGGAGCAUGUCCUGGGCAGAAAGAAGCGGACACUAGGAGAAAGUUCGAGAACAUUUUGAUGGCCCAUUUGUGCACUCAUCGCUGGAGAGGAGAGAGAGGAGACCAGCCUGGAGUUGGGACCGCAUAAGCAUGGGGUGGGGUGGUAGUGGUGACUGGUUAAGGGAAGUUUGAGAGUUGCUCACAGCCUCUGACUUCUGAGAUGACUAGAUAAUCUGCAGGACAAAGCAUGUCACCAGGCUUCCAACCCUAGAGCUUACCUCUCUGUCACUGGCAAUUUUGUCCACCUACAUGGGGGGCCUGAAAAUGCAAAAGUAGUUGCACAGUGUGAUGGGAAAGACAGCACUGGGACUGCAAGGUUUUCUGGUCUGUCUUCAAUAACAAAUACAUGGGAUUAGGAGGAAAAGUGAAAAAUAUCUAGUACUUCACUCAUUGGAAAUCUCUGGAAAUUGGUAUAAUCACAAACACACACACACACACACACAAUUUAAAGCUCUGCUAAUACAAAUCUUCUGUCUAAAAAGAAGCACCAAAGAGGUUUUCUUUGAUGACAAGGGGCUGACGUAGCUGAAGUUUACCUCCCAUUACGACUGGGUUUUGAGGAAAAAGGCAUAAAUCUUCCCUAAAAAAAAAAAAAAAUUGCUGGUGUUAAUGAGGAAGGAUAAAGCGAACCAAGAGGAACCAAGAGGGGUUCGAAUUUUGCCAAGUCCUGACUGGUGACCGACAUGCUGGAGCCCCUGCUUUCACGUUACUGCUGUUUUCCUUGCCCCCUCUCUGGCCAUCUGCAUAAUCACUUCCAAGGUCUGCAUAUGUUGUGAAUAAAUUCUCACUUAUUUCAACUUUA